GUUAAGUUAACUGAAGGAACGGAGGUUUGGCAGGGAUUAUGGAGCAGAGUAAUGGUGAACACAGAUUUAGAAUACGAUGAAUGUUUGUACGCAAGGACUGCUACUCCUCAAUCCUCGUUUCUCUUUUUCCACUUUCAACUUCCGAGGUGCUCUUUACUCACAAACGUUGGCUCCGUAGGUUGUCGCUUGUUCCUCGUUUGCAACAGCGCCAAGGGCUUAGAAGGGGUUUCUCCAAAAGCAUGGCUUACAGUGUGGAUAAUUGUGAUAUGGGUAUUGGGGUGGUUCAUCCAGCAACAGAUGCUUAUGCUGCCGAGGCAGUUGAAGCUUUGAAAGCUGGGAAAGUCAUUGCAGUACCCACUGACACACUCUAUGGAUUUGCUUGUGAUGCUUGUUCGCUGGAAGCAGUUAACAGGAUUUAUGAGAUUAAAGGCCGAAAACAUACAAGUCCUCUGGCUAUCUGUGUGGGUGACAUAUCAGAUAUAGUCCGUUUUGCUGUCACUGACCAUUUACCUCAUGGUCUGCUUGAGUCCCUCCUACCUGGGCCUGUCACAGUUAUACUAAAAAGAGGAGAGUCGAGUGUUCUUGAACGAUCUUUGAACCCAGGAUUUGAUAGUAUAGGAGUUAGAGUGCCUGAUUGCGAUUUCAUCAGGAUUAUUGCUCGUGGUUCAGGAACUGCCCUGGCCCUUACCAGCGCAAACCUAAGUGGACAGCCAAGUAGUGUUUCCAUCAAGGAUUUUGAGAACCUCUGGGAACAUUGUGCUUUUGUUUAUGAUGGUGGUUUGCUUCCAUCCAGUCGUGCAGGCUCAACAGUUGUGGACCUCACUAUACCACACAAAUACAAGAUACUUAGGCCCGGAAGUGCAAAGGAAGAGACAGUUGCCAUCUUGGAGAAGCAUUCUUUCGUUGAGGCAGUGACCACUUAAUUAAAUUAUGAUUCAUUUACAGUGUAACGUUGGCCUAAUGUUUCACUUGCAAAAAACAAUUCUUUUGCUUGGACAUGUGAGAAAGCUAUCACCAAGCCUUUUCCAUUAAGUGUUUAUAUAUAUUACUUCCAUAGGAUGAGGAAACAAUACAUCAUAGAUGUAUGAUUAUUAUUAUGCUUCAUGAAUUAUUUUGUUCUAUCUCAUAGAAAGAAAAGAAUCUAAAUCAAAACAAAAGUACGGGGAUACAAGCAAUUGAACUGCAGACAAUCAAGUGAAAAUGUAAUCCACAAAAUCAUUCAUUUAGGGAUACAACAUAGUUGUAUUAAAGACCGUGUUGUUAGAGGAUUCGUUACUGCAGGCCAUAUUUGACAUAAUUGGAAACUCAUACACAUGUAGAAUUAGUUACACUAGGUUUUGUAUCACGUGAUUUCUAAGCUUGUUGUAUUCUGUUACAGUGAAGACAGGUUUUGAGAAACCAAAGUGUUAAAAGGUAACAAUGAUGAUUAUCAUAAUGAAAAUGAUAGAAUCAGGAAGCUGAACGACUUUCUUGCUAAUUCACGUGUGCGAUUGUUCUAUUGGUUCAUACAUUAUGACCAUCAUGUGAUUGUGAAACUGCUGCUAUAUUUAACAUCUUUAAAACAUAAAGCAACCACUGGAUUUGGAUGUUGAAUCUUGUUAUCUUGGCAAUCACGAAUCGUAUUACGUAUUAGUUGUAGUGUUUCUUUUGUAUUUGAAUUCAUCUGAUUAUGAUUAUAAGUCUCUCUAUUUCCGAAUCUUCCCGUUAAUUAAAGGAAUGUUUGGUAAAUUUUUUAAAUGAUAUAUUUUUACAGAUUUUGUAGAAACUACCAUUUUUAAUAUCUGAAAUAUUUUGAGAUUUACAUCUACAGUCAUUAUAAAAAAAAUUAUAUGAAUCUUUAUCGGAAAAAUUUGUUUUCAUAAAUAAAUACAAAAGAAAUGGACCCUGAAUAGAGAAUUGAUAAUCUGAUUAAGAGCAAAGGGUGAAGAGUGAAUCUGUAAAUUUGUGUUUCUAGAUCAGCUCCUUGGGUUUGGACUAAUAUAGCUUUCGUGUUUGAUGAGCUAAUAAAAGACUUGAGAUUGAUUAUGGUGCAUGUCCUUUGUUUACGCAAGAUCAUUAAUCUCAUGCCAACAUCAACGUCAACAUAAACUCUACCCCAGAUGAAUUGUUGACAUGAUAUAUCAAAAUUUUGUUAACCAAGUGAUGAAUAGUUUAAUCAAAAUUAUGCCUUGGAGAUGGGCACCUUUAAGAAGCCCC
Molecule: messenger RNA, 2196 nt
Organism: Abrus precatorius (Indian licorice)
Lineage: Eukaryota; Viridiplantae; Streptophyta; Magnoliopsida; Fabales; Fabaceae
Product: yrdC domain-containing protein, mitochondrial
Exons: 5
Coding region: 81-923 (280 amino acids)
Biological process (GO): regulation of translational fidelity
Cellular component (GO): cytoplasm
Molecular function (GO): double-stranded RNA binding; nucleotidyltransferase activity; tRNA binding
Source: RefSeq, a predicted model, not a curated record